This is a messenger RNA of Neoarthrinium moseri, 1296 nucleotides long. RefSeq lists its product as uncharacterized. Gene Ontology annotation, molecular function: protein binding. Bases 1 to 1296 code for a protein of 431 amino acids. The record is from RefSeq and is a predicted model, not a curated record. The transcript has a single exon. Lineage: Eukaryota; Fungi; Ascomycota; Sordariomycetes; Amphisphaeriales; Apiosporaceae.
AUGGCUAUCCUCGCAGGCUUGUGGGCUGCGAUCACUGCCGCAUCGUCUGUUGUGGCCUUGUCGAGGCUCGUGCCUCCGUUUCCCACGGCGGUAUGUUCCACGAUAGCUCCACCACAGAGUGUUCUCAACGUCACGACCGCGAGCACUUCCGUGGAUCACCAUCCGUUCGGGAUCAAAUAUCUUACAAACGACAUAGCGUUUGCUGUCAUUGGUCGGACUAUCGGCGUGCUCGACACAUCACAGUUCAAGCCGGUUCUGAAAUACCAGAUUCAUCUGACACACGCGAUUGCAGCCAGGCUUGGUUUUGACGAGGAUGACCCGGACACCGAAGCCUAUAUCUUCCACGGACUUGCGAUAACAAAUGACGGGAGAAACCUAUACGCAGCGGGCGGUUAUGGAGCCAUCGUGAUUGACACGCAAAGAGCGGUUGCUGGCCGCAAUGAUUCCAUUGUCGGUGUACUUGCCAACGAUGGGAGAGCUGGCAAUUACUCCGCCAUGGUAUCUAUCACACCAGACGACCAGUACGUUUUCUUCACGCAGGAGUUUGGUAGCCCAUUUACCUUCAAGCACGGGAGCCUCGAGGUGUGGAACGUUUUCCGAGCUGAAGAUGGAGCAGUCACCGGGGUGUAUAAGGGCUUCAUUAUUCUGGGAUUCUAUACUGUUGACCUCGCUUUCUCCCACGACUACAGCAAGCUCUACGUAACAAACGAGAUUGGAGGCUUACCAGCAAGCUCGAACGACACGGUGGGGUCCGUCGCCGUUCUUGACGUAGCAAAGCUCAAACAAUCACCGGCGUCAUCUCUCUUGUGGGCAGUCGACGCUGGUUGUCAUCCUGUUAGGGUAAAGCUCAGCCCCGACGGAAAGAAUCUCUGGGUCAACGCUCGCGAAGGCAACGAACUCCUCGUCUUUGACACCGAAAUGUUGAACUCCAAUGACACUCUCGACAGGGCUCUCGUGACCACCAUACAGACAGGCACAUCGCCCGUAGCUGUAGCUGUAGUCGGCAGCUACGUGUUUACAGCAGACUCUAAUCGGUUCGGAUACAGUAACACGACAAGCGGGCUCACUGUUGUCAACACCCAAGAAGUUCUCCAGGAAGAUGAGCCCGUGAGAUUUCCACAGAUACCUAUGGGGUCAUUUCCACGGGAAUUUGGAGUCAGCCCAGACGGAAAAACCCUUCUGGUUUCAGAGUAUGACGGGUACGAGAUUCGCGCUGUCGAUAUAGGGUCCUUGAAAGGAAGGACAGAUGGCGGUCGCCGCAGAUUCAGAGUUCAGAGAUUUGGUAGCGAUCAAUGA